UUCGGAUUGGAAAAUUGUUUGGUAGUUUGGUUUCACCUUCACAACCGAUUAGUAAGAUGAUCGAAACUGAUCAACCACCGAUUCCGGAUGUCAAUCAUGGUGAUGGAGAAGAGGAUAUCAAAGUAACAGUGAAGGAUGAUCAGGAGCUUGAACUUGAACAUGGUACUCCUACUAAUAAUCUUGAUUUGAUGGGUACUGAUUUAAUUGAGAAUGAGAAAAAAGUUUGUUUGAAGGAUACUAAUGUUCAGGUUAAUGAUCAGGAAGGGUUUGGAAGAGGUCGACCUACUUUAGAAAUCCAAUGUUAGAGUAAUUGAUUGGUUGAAUUUCUUUGGGGGGGAAAAAGAAAUGGAUUCGGAAUUUGGAUUGUUUUUUUACAUGAUGAUGUGUUUCUUGUUGUGUGUUUUUUUUUGUAUUGGAUUUGUUGUUUUUCUUUCUUUUCUUUUUUUAGAAGGUCUUGAGGAUUUGUAAUUUCAAAAUUGGCUUUUUUUCUUGAUUAUACAUUCCUUCUUUUUUGAUUUGAUCAUUCUUUUUUUUUCUUUUUUUGAUGAACUUAGAUCUCUUUUUCAUAUAUAUACUCAUUCUUUCUUUCUCUCUCUUGGUUUGAUUUCACUUACAAUUUUUUUUCUUUCUUUCUUUUUUGUUUUUAUGAAACUUUUUUUUCUUUCUUUUAUGAAACCAUUUUUUUGUUUUUAUGAAGAUUAUUUUUUAACUUGUUUUCUUUAAAAAAAAACUGUAAUACAGUUUUCAACC
Molecule: messenger RNA, 750 nt
Organism: Melampsora larici-populina 98AG31
Lineage: Eukaryota; Fungi; Basidiomycota; Pucciniomycetes; Pucciniales; Melampsoraceae
Exons: 1
Coding region: 57-305 (82 amino acids)
Source: RefSeq, a predicted model, not a curated record